AUGGGCAUGGGCCCAACACAGACGUGUUGGAUGGAGGAACUGCAGAAGACCCCGCUGACGGGCGUGGACCCAACACAGACCUUUGAUCUGGGGAAGGAUAUUCUCGAGGACACCAAGGACCUGAUAGAGGAGGAAUUAGAGCUGGGGGAUUUGCUGGGAGAAAGCCCUGAGCGAACAGUGCAAGACCUUCGGGCAGAAGUGGGGGAGCUGAGAUGCAGCAUGGGGGGUCCAGAACUUCCUGCGGGAGACCAUCCAGCUGGGUCAACCAGGCAAUCGAGGCGGCAGACCAGAUCAAGGGAGCCCCGGCAUUGCCAGAUGGGCAAGGAGCCCCAGCACUACUGGACGGGCAGGGAGCCCCAAUACUUCCUAACGGCCAAGGAGGGCCCACAAUUCCAGUUGGGUCAGGAGGCCGAGGGCCAACACAGCCACUACUACUGCCUUUUGGGCACGGCAGAGGGCCACCUGGAGAGAUCUUGGUACAGCCACCAGGAGGAAUUCCGCAGCCGUUGCUGCCGCCUGUUAUUCCUAGUGGAGGGCCGCUGGGAGGGGUCCCAGUACAGCCAGCCAGAGAGCUCGGUUAAGGCGCAGUAUGAAGAUCCUCUCAAGGGUGAGAAGACGAGGACUAAGUUGAAACACAGGCAGCAAGGGAACCGGCCAGUGCAGGAGUUUGCUGUGGAGUUCUGUGAGCAUGCUGCCAAAGUGCGAGAUUGGAACGAGGAGGUAGCCUGUGAGAUUGAAAAACGGAAGCAAGUGGUGAAACUGCUCCGACUCCAGCAUCAAGCAGGGCAAGUGAGGCGAGAAAUGGGAGAGUACCGGCAGACAGAGGAGCUGCAGCCCCAAGAGCCUGUUACUCUGACUGAGAGGGAGAGGAGAAUAAGCUCUCUUGUCUUUGAGGGAAAGAGGAGAGGGGAAGACGACGCAUCGGGACAGCUGGGGGCAUCGGGGGGACUGAUCGGGGGCUCUCUGGCCACCUUGUUUGCCAUGAGUGGCUCACACACAGUGAAGGUGCUCCAGCAGGCUGAACCAGUGGAGCCAAGCCUGCCAGAGCAGAUCCGGUUCAGGAAAAAGAAGCUAAAAUUCAGGAUCACCAGAGAUCUGCACCCCAAAAUCUCCCAGAAAGAUCUUGAAACGGCGUGCCAACUCCCAAAGAAGUGCCCUUUGGAGACCAGGCUGAGUUCCCCCCAGCAGACGGGCCAGGGCGAGGCAGCCCUCCUGGAGCAGCUGCAGGGGGAACUGAGCUCCAGCCAGCAGGCCCACCAGGUGGAAAUGGAUCAGCUGCGAGGGAAGCUGCAGCGCCUGCAGCAGGAGCUGGAUGUCUGCAAAGGGCGCAACCAGGACAACCUCUGCAAGCUGCAGGCCCGCGAGUGCACCGUGGAGCAGCAAGGCCUGGACCUGGACCUCUUGCUGCGCCAGUGCCAGGUUCUCAAGGAGCAGCUCAUUUACUACGAGGAAGUGACCCAGCAGCAGGAGUCGGUGCUCUCCCAGCAGCAGGAGCAGGAGCGCCGCAGGCAGGAGCAGCUGGCCCAGGCGGAACACAGUGCCAGGGUGCUGGAGAGCAGCCUGGGCCUCUACAAGAAGAAGUACCAGGCCUCGCUGGGCAGGGCCGGGGAGCUGGAGAGCCAGGUGCAGCGUCUGGAGGAGCUGGCCAGCCAGGCCAAGGAGAGGGAGGAGGCUGCCCGGAGCCUGCAGGAAGAGCUGCAGAGCCAGUGCUGCCAAGCAGAGGGCACCAUCGCCCGGCUGGCCCGGGAGCUGCGUGGGGCCCGGGAGGAGCUGACCCAGGGGCGGCACCUCACCAGCCAGCGUGAAGAGGCCGUGCAGGAGCUUCAGGAGCAGCUGGCAGCCAGCCACACCAAGCUGCUGGACCAAGGAGAGGCGCUGGCAGCAUUGCAGCAGGACUUCGUGGACUACAAGGCUUCCCACACCUACUGCAACAGCAGCUACGAAAGCCAGGUCAUCAACACGGAGACCCUCCGGCAGAAGCUCCUGCAGGUGGAAAGCGAGAACUCGGAGCACCAGCGGCAGGCGGAGGAGUACCAGAGCCUGGUGCGAGACUUGAAGCGGGAGUUGGUCAGAGUGGCAGAGCAGAAGAACUGCGCCAGGCAAGAGGCGGCUCACCUAGAGCUGGAAGUCCAGGGUCUGCGGCUGGAGGCAGCAGCCGAGCAGGAAAGGCGGCAGCUGGAAGCGGCAGGGGAGCAGCAGCGGGGGCAGCAGCUGGAGGCAGAGCUGCAGCAGUGCCGGCAGCUGUGUGCCCAAAAGGAGCAGGCCAUCCAGAAGCGGGACGAGGUCCUGCGCAAAUCCCAGCUGGAGAUGGUGCGUGCCCGCAGUGCCCUGCAGGAGAAGGGGCGGGAGGUGGCCCGGCAGCGGGCUGGGGCCCAGCAGCUGGAGACCAGCCUGCAGAGAGCUCAGCAGGAGCUGCAGCGGAGCCAGAGGGAAGGCGCCUCUCUGCGCACAGAGGCCCAGGCGCUGCAGCAAAGUCUGCGGGAGAGCCAGGAGCAGCAGCGGCAAGCUGCCCAGGAACUGGCGCAGCAGAAAGAACUGGUGCAGCUGGCCCAGAGCAGCCUCUCCCAUGCCCAAGAAGAGCUGGGCGAGCGCGUUGCUGAGGUCAUGCAUCACAUGCAGGCUGGCCGCCAGAUGGAAACAGAGCUCCAGGCCCUCAAGGACAGGCUCGCCGGUGCUGAAGUGGAGCUGGAGCAGAAGAGAGUCCUGUUGGAGGAGCUGACGGAAGAGCUGAGUGAGUCCAAGCUGCGAUACCAGGCAGCUGCCCAAGAGUCCAAGCAGCACCAGCAGGCAGCCACCCAGCUGGAGCUGAAACUGGAGAGCAGCAGAGAGGGGCUGAAGGGGCUGCAACAGCAGGUGCAACGGCAGGAGUCCACGCUGGAGAUGCUGCAUGCUGAGGUGAGCCAGCAGAAGCACCGGGAGGACGACUUGGAGAAGCAGCUGCUCCAAGCCAAGGAGCAUGCAGCGGGGCUGGCUCAUGAGCGCAAGGGCCUGCAGCAACAACUCCAGACCAGCGAGCAGAGGUGGCAGGAGGAGGAGCAGAAAGGCCAGCACCUGCAAUGCCUCCUAACGGAGCGAGAGGCAGAUAACAGGCUCCUGCGAGAGCAGCUGAAGCAGCAGGCAGCUCGGCUGGAAGUGGCGCAGGGGAACCUUGAGCACACGCGGCUCCAGCUGCAGCAGCAGACGGCAGAGGCACUGCAGCAGGAGGCAGCUCUGGCCCAGCUGCACACCGAGUUGCAUGCAGCGCAAGAGAGGGAGCAGCAGGGCAGCCACAGCCUGGCCGCAGCCAAGGACAUUGCCCAGGACCUCAAGCGGCAGCUCGCCUCCUGCCAGGCCAGCCAGAAGGAAGCUCUGGAGCAGCUAGAGCAGAGAGGGCGGGAGGUGUCCUGCCUGCAGGCAGACCUCCAGCUCAGCCGCCACCACGAGGACCACCUGGAAGAAGAGCUUGCCGCGUGCCAGGAGCGGACACAACAGCUGCGAGGCCAGCUCCAAGCCCUGCAGAGGCAGCAGCAGGAGGAGGCCUGCUGCUCUGAGGAGCGGCUGGGGGAGAUGGACCGCCAAGUGCAGCACUGGCAGCAGGACCACCGGGCAGCUGAGCAGGCCCUGGCCGACAAAGACGAGGAGCUGGUGGUGCUCAAGGUGGAGCUGGCUGCACUGGAGGAGAAAUGGCACGCUGCCGCAGAGGAGAGAGGAGAGCUGCAGAAUGAACUCAGCCUCUUGCGGCAGAACUUUGUCGUCUCCAGCAAGGAGGUGGAAACCCUGCAGACCUCGCUGGAGGCAGCACGUUCUGACGGCCGUCGCCUGCACCAGGAGAGUGAGCUGAUGGUGGCCAAUGUCAGCCAGUGGGUCAAGGAGCAAAAGCAGGUGAACGAGCAGUUGGGCCACAAGAUCCGAGACCAGAUCAAACAGAUUGCUCAGCUGACAGGUGAAAAAGAGCAUCUCCAGGGAUUAACAGAGAGACUCCAACAGGAGAAUAAGCGCUUGAAAAACCAAGUGGAUGAAUGGCGCAUUGAGCAGGAACGCCUCAAGGCUCUCCGCUGCAAUACCUGGGACUCCUGCGAGGACCAGAGACAGCCGUGGCACCUGCUCCCGAGGGAAGAUCAGUGCGCAGGCUGGAGACGAUGCAAAGCCCUCGCCACAAAGUGGGAUCGACCGUAGCCUCUGGCCUGCUGCUGGCCACAGCUGAAAAGAGCACUUACGGGCAGCUGCCAAGCCCAGUACCAGAUCCAACUGGGUCCAGACUGGACCAUCUGCUGUAAUCAUGUGACUUGAAGAAAAAUGGACUUGUACAAAAUACUAUGCCAAUAAACAGGAAAGGUGCUGA
Messenger RNA from Eublepharis macularius, 4321 nucleotides. It is a transcript of the gene PMFBP1, whose product is annotated as polyamine modulated factor 1 binding protein 1. The transcript has 26 exons. Bases 1 to 4155 code for a protein of 1384 amino acids. Lineage: Eukaryota; Metazoa; Chordata; Lepidosauria; Squamata; Eublepharidae. Gene Ontology annotation, biological process: spermatogenesis. The record is from RefSeq and is a predicted model, not a curated record.